AUGGCGCCCGCAGUCAAGGAUUCCCAGUUCAGCGAUGCUGCUUUCCAGCACCGCCUGGAGUUGAUAGGCAAGACCGGCCCCCAGGCAUUGAUCAAAAACAUCCGUGUAUUUGGUCUGACCUGUUUCGCCUGCAUUGGCGGUCUGCUGUACGGUUACAAUCAGGGUGUUUUCAGCGGUGUCCUGACCAUGACUUCGUUCAACAGCCACAUGGGAGAUUAUGUCCAGAACACAACCAAAAAGGGCUGGCUGACAUCCAUUCUUGAGUUGGGAGCCUGGACUGGUACCCUAUACUCAGGGUUUCUGGCUGAGAUUAUCUCGCGAAAAUAUGCAAUUAUCGUCAAUACUGUCGUUUUCAUUCUCGGCGUCGUCAUUCAGUGCACAGCCAUCUCGGCCGGUCAUUCUGCGAUCUUAGGUGGUCGCUUUGUUGUCGGUAUGGGUGUUGGAUCGCUGUCGAUGAUCGUCCCCAUGUAUGUUGCCGAAUGUGCUCCGCCCGAGCUCCGAGGCCUUCUUAUCGGUAUGCAACAAUUUGCCAUUGAGUUUGGUAUCAUGGUCAGCUUCUGGAUAGACUAUGGCACGAACUACAUCGGAGGCACUGGUGCUUCGCAAUCAGAUGCUGCCUGGCUUGUCCCAUUGGCCCUUCAACUGGCCCCUGCUUUGAUCUUGCUUGUUGGAAUGAUCUUCAUGCCCUUUACGCCCAGGUGGCUCAUUCACCAUGGCCGUGAGGAAGAUGCGAGAAAGACACUGGCAAUUCUCCGAGCCAUGCCUGCCGAACAUGAGCUCAUUGAGCUUGAAUAUCUCGAGAUCAAGGCCCAAUCUAUGUUUGAAAAGAGGACAGUCGAGGCCAACUUUCCUCACCUGCGAGAGCUGACGCCCUUGAACACCAUCAAACUGCAGUUUGUCGCCAUCGGCUCGCUUUUUAAGACCAUGCCCAUGUUCCGACGUGUUAUUGUUGCAACCGUUACCAUGUUCUUCCAGCAGUGGACUGGUAUCAAUGCCGUUCUGUACUAUGCGCCUCAGAUCUUUGCCUCUCUUGGGAUGUCAUCCAACACCACCUCGCUCCUUGCAACUGGUGUGGUCGGUAUUGCAAUGUUGCUUGCCACCAUCCCUGCGAUUCUGUACAUUGACAAGAUGGGACGAAGACCAGCGCUGGCUAUUGGAGCUUUGGGCAUGGGUCUUUGCCACUUCAUCAUUGCCGUCAUCUUUGCGAAGAACGAACAUCAGUGGCCUACUCAUAAAGCCGCAGGCUGGGCAGCCAUUGUCAUGGUCUGGCUUUUUGUCGUCCAUUUCGGUUGGUCUUGGGGCCCUUGCGCUUGGAUUGUGGUGGCCGAAGUCUGGCCUCUAUCUGCACGUCCAUAUGGAAUUGCACUUGGAGCUUCUUCCAACUGGAUGAAUAACUUCAUCGUCGGUCAAGUUACGCCAGAUAUGAUUGAUGGAAUCCGAUACGGUACCUUCAUCCUUUUCGGACUUUUGAUCACGAUUGGUGCAGGUUUCAUCUGGUUCUUUGUUCCUGAGACCAAACAGCUAUCACUGGAAGAAAUGGACUUGGUCUUCGGCUCAAGCGGAGUCGCCCAGGCGGACAAAGAACGCAUGCGCCAGAUCAACGCUGAGAUUGGUCUUGAUCGCAGGAUUUCAGUUAUCGACCAUGGCCAUAGUAGCGAUGACCACGUCACAGAUGUCCAUGAGAAGAAUGCCGACUCCAAGGAGGUGUAG
Exophiala spinifera is the source of this 1710-nucleotide messenger RNA. RefSeq lists its product as uncharacterized. Bases 1 to 1710 code for a protein of 569 amino acids. The record is from RefSeq and is a predicted model, not a curated record. The transcript is spliced from 7 exons. Gene Ontology annotation, cellular component: membrane. Gene Ontology annotation, molecular function: carbohydrate:proton symporter activity. Gene Ontology annotation, biological process: carbohydrate transport; transmembrane transport. NCBI's taxonomy places the organism in Eukaryota, Fungi, Ascomycota, Eurotiomycetes, Chaetothyriales, Herpotrichiellaceae.